This is a messenger RNA of Rhizophagus irregularis DAOM 181602=DAOM 197198, 729 nucleotides long. RefSeq lists its product as uncharacterized. NCBI's taxonomy places the organism in Eukaryota, Fungi, Glomeromycota, Glomeromycetes, Glomerales, Glomeraceae. The record is from RefSeq and is a predicted model, not a curated record.
AUGGGGUUUAUUGUCUUGGUAGACUUAGCAGGAAUAUCAUUAGACACUGACGAACUUGUUAAAAAUUCCAAAUGGAUAGAUCUCACGGCGGAUAUUAAACCUAAACCAGAUAACCUUUUUUACGAUCAUCCAAUCCCGAGUGGUAAUAAAAUAAUGUUUUUGGAAGAAUUCGCUAGUAAUUUCUAUGUUAAUAUAUUUGAUACUACAUUAAAAAAAUGGAAUAUAAACCAAAAUGUCAAAAUUUUACAACCCAUGAACCCUAUUACUAGUAUUAAAGAAGUAUGGACUUUUGAUGAGAAAACCGGCAAAUCCUAUUUACUUCCAAAUUUUUUUCAUGAAAAAAAACGUGUUUUAGUUCCAAACGGUCAAAUUUUAUUUAUUGGUGGACAAGUCAAUGAUGUGGAUAAUUUAUUAAUUUAUGACACUAUAAAUGACACGAUUGAUACGUGGCAAAUUGUGAACACAACUGGUAAAACAACUGAAGUGCCUUCAGAUGGACGUGUUAUUGUAUUCGAUGGAGUAUUAAAACCAUCAGUACCAGCUUUAUCACAUUUGUCAGUCUUGGAUACCUCAAAAAUACCAUAUGAAUGUAGAAAUCUAUCAAAUAAUGAUCCUUUAAUAAAUAGUGGGAAUGAUGAUUUAUAUAAAUUAAAUGUGACAGAUCCAUUGAAAUAUAAAUGGUUUGCUCCUAUUCAAACGGAAGCAUCAGCUGCUGCUAGUUCUUCUUAG